UACUCUCUCUCUUAGUAGCUAAGAAAAGCAUCCAUUCAUAUAUGAAAGAAAAUACCGAUCGUUCUGAAAUAGAUCGAAAUCAAUCCAGAAUCGGAGAUCAUCAUCGAAUUGAAGAGGAAGAAGCAAAAUCCAGUCCUUCCAGUAAUAUUCUUACCACCAAAAACAUCAUCAAUGGCGUUAGAAUGGGUAGUUCUAGGUUAUGCCGCAGCAGCAGAGGCUAUAAUGGUUCUCCUCCUUACCAUCCCUGGCUUGAACGCUCUCCGUAAAGGUCUAGUCGCCGUCACUCGCAACCUCUUGAAACCGUUCCUAUCAAUCGUACCGUUUUGCCUCUUUCUCCUCAUGGAUAUUUACUGGAAAUACGAGACGCGGCCGAAUUGCGAAUCGUCUGAUUCGUGCACACCGACUGAGCAUCUCCGUCACCAGAAAUCGAUCAUGAAAUCGCAGAGGAAUGCGCUCUUAAUAGCCGCUGCUCUUACCUUCUAUUGGCUGUUGUAUUCCGUUACUCAUCUUGUUGUUCGUGUUGAACAGUUGAAUCAGCGUGUCCAGAGGUUGAAGAACCAGGAGUGAACUGAUCUGAUCUGAUCGGAUUGGAUCGGAUCGGAUCUUCUUUAUCUUGUUAAAUUGAUUUAUCAGGAUAUGAUAUGAACUUGUACGAAUUUAGUGACAUUUAAUUUGGUUUUUACAGUGAUUAUAAAUGUAUGCUGAUAUAUAUAUAUCAUGGAUUGAUUAACUAAUGAAUUUGGCUUACCAAUUAUCAUCAUCUCAUCUGUUAGGGUUCUUAUUAUCAUUCCUCUGUUACUGCUGUAGUUGUUACAAAUCUUGCACAACAAUUAUCACAGAUGAAGUUUGGAAGAUGAAGAAGACGACGACAAUCGUUUAAGUUACAGUAAGGUUUGUUGCAGAAGCUGCAUUUUGGAAGAAGAAGAAGCCAACAAGACGAACAUAUUACGUGAUUGCAGGCCGUUUCUUCUUCUUCGUAUUCAUCUGAUUCGAAACAUCCGCUGCAUUCUACACAUCUCGGUAUGCAAAUCUCACAUCCUCUGCAUUUACAGUCGUUUCUGGAACAAUCAAACACAAUUCUCACUUCAUCGCACUUCGGACAUAUACUCACAUCAAUCGGAUCAUCAUCAUCAU
Molecule: messenger RNA, 1134 nt
Organism: Impatiens glandulifera
Lineage: Eukaryota; Viridiplantae; Streptophyta; Magnoliopsida; Ericales; Balsaminaceae
Exons: 1
Coding region: 172-567 (131 amino acids)
Biological process (GO): intracellular protein transport; endoplasmic reticulum to Golgi vesicle-mediated transport
Cellular component (GO): endoplasmic reticulum; endoplasmic reticulum membrane
Source: RefSeq, a predicted model, not a curated record